AUGUCGACAAAAGAAGAUUCCACAAUGAACGCUGCACCGUUACCAUUGUCUCUUGAAGCUGCUGAUAAACAGCAGGAAGUAUCGGAUAAUAUUAGUGAUAUCGCUUUGACCAAAUCGGAUGAAAAGGAAAAGUUUACUGUGAUUGAACCUGCUGUAUUAGUAGUUUUCAUCGCCUCAACGUUGACCGGUGCCGUGUUGAAAAAUCAACAACUCUAUCAAACCUGUGUCAAAGUUUACGGUUACGAUGAAGAACUUUGUGAACCAAUGUUGGGGCUUACGGCAAAAAAUGAGACAGUAACUGAAAUUGAAUCCGAAAUCCAACCAUAUGUGGCCGUAAUUGUUUCGACGAGUUUGGUGAUUAACAGCAUUAUACCUGCAUUUCUAACAUUACUCAGUGGACCCUGGUCGGACAAAUUCGGACGGAGACCCGCUCUUGUGUCGACUUUUACGGCGGUGUUAAUUGGAAAAGUUGUAACAGUAAUUUUAGCAGCUAUAUCUCUUACAACACCUUUUAAUCCAUGGAUUUAUGUUAUAUCAAGUUUACCACUGGCAUUAACUGGUGGCGUCUGCACCAUGAUGACAAUGGUGAUUUGUCUGGUUUCCGAUGUGUCUGACGAUGAAAGUCGAAUUGGACGCAUGUUCUUUGUGGAGGGCGCUAUGGGUCUUGGUACUCUAAUCGGUAAUUUGCUAAGCAGUUAUAUACACGCUGGUACUGGUGCCAUUGGCGUAUUCGCCAUUGGUGCUUGUAUGGAUUUGAUUGCAAUGCUAUAUGUGAUGUUCUUUAUAAGCGAAAGUUUAGAGGUGAAACACCAACGUAAUCAGACACAUUUACGCGAGUUCUUUAAUUUCGAUCUGAUUAAGGCUCAGGUUAAUUGUAUUCUGAAACACAGGCCGGAAUAUAAUUCCGCCAUUAUCUGGUGUAUAAUGUUCAUUUUAAUCUGUAUUACCUUUGUAACGCAGGGCGAAGCGAUGAUAUCUUAUUACUAUCUAAAUACUAAAUUCAAUGUCACAGUUGAAGAGUUCACCACUUUUAAUUAUAUCGGUAUUGGCAUUACGAUGGGUGGAUGCAGUAUUAUGUUAAUAUUGAUGCGAGUGGUAUUCAAAGUACCGCUAACAGUGAUUGCACUGCUGGGCCUGCUCGGCUGCUUCGCUGACAAAUUAAUACAUGUAUUGGCUCAGCGAUUUUGGCAAAUGUAUUUGGCAGCGGUUUGUGGUCUAAUGGCUGGCGUUAAUGCGCCGCUAUUGCAAGCGGUACUUGGAAGUUUGGUGGCACCCAAGGAAAUCGGUAAAAUAUAUGCUGUUAUUGCUGCACUAGAAACACUUUCGCCCUUAGCGUCUAUACCAGCUCUCGCUGCUAUUUACAAUACGACAGCGGAAACAUAUCCUGGCGCCUUCUACAUUGUGGACGGCGGUGUUUAUGCCAUAUGCUUUACGCUGCUAACGAUCAUAUACCUUAUGUAUCGACACAGUACCAAAGCAAUGAGUGCCAUGCAACGAGAGUUGCAUGUUGUUGAAGUCGAAAAGUGAAAAAUAACUGUAUUGAUAAUUACAUAAUUCUAAGUAGAAAACAUGUAAUAUUUAUGAUAAUUUAAAACAACGUUUGCUUUAGUUAAGUU
Molecule: messenger RNA, 1616 nt
Organism: Zeugodacus cucurbitae (melon fly)
Lineage: Eukaryota; Metazoa; Arthropoda; Insecta; Diptera; Tephritidae
Product: tetracycline resistance protein, class C-like
Exons: 10
Coding region: 1-1527 (508 amino acids)
Biological process (GO): transmembrane transport
Cellular component (GO): membrane
Molecular function (GO): transmembrane transporter activity
Source: RefSeq, a predicted model, not a curated record